Drosophila persimilis is the source of this 799-nucleotide messenger RNA. RefSeq lists its product as uncharacterized. Lineage: Eukaryota; Metazoa; Arthropoda; Insecta; Diptera; Drosophilidae. Gene Ontology annotation, molecular function: calcium ion binding. The transcript is spliced from 3 exons. The coding region runs from base 109 to 771 and encodes 220 amino acids. The record is from RefSeq and is a predicted model, not a curated record.
ACCGGAACAGACAGGAACACUUACUAGGUACUCCAACAAAAUAUAUCACAAAAAUAAAACUUAAAUUUAUAAGCAUUCAAAAGACACCGAAAACCGAAAACUGCCAAAAUGAAUCGCAUUGACGCUUCCAUGGAUGACAUGGCCAACAACAAGUUCCUGACUCUCUACAACAGUGUGAUAAAGAGCUAUGCCGCCUCCACGGACUUUAGCACAAACGAAGUCGUUUGCCUCCUGAUCGUCUACUACAAGUUCUCGCUGAGCAACAGGCCCGCUUCGCGCUUGAUGACCACCAAUCAGCUUUACGGCCUGUUUCUGGUGCUGUUUCAGAUCUUCGAUGUCGGCAUCAUCGAUCGCAUUCUGCUAAACCUUACGCAAGAUGCGCGUACUGUUUCUCCGGAUGCAUGGAUGCAGCUGUUCUCGGUAUUUCUGAGCAGCAGCCUAGAAGAACGCAUGCGAUUUGCAUAUAAUGUCUACACAAGUGCUGGCACUCAAAUCCUUAACCGUGAGACCGUGGCCAUAGCUGUGGAGAAAUUCUUUGUUGGCGACGACGAUGAUGAGGUUCAGGAACUUCGAGCGGACAUGUGCGAGUUCUUGUUCAAUAAAUUCGACACUGACAAGGAUGGGAUUAUAUCGUUUGAGGAGUAUUCCGAGGUAGUCACCAUUCAACCGGCUCUUAUGGAAUUUCUGGGUCAAAUAUUUCCCGGUGAAAACGAUAAUACCCUGAUUGCCUAUUGUAAUAAUAUUGAGAGUUUGUUCCCCCAAGAAGAUUAGAGUUAAAUUACAUGUCAUUUACAUUGGA